AUGUCGUCCAUGCCUGCCUCCCACGGCCACAGCGCCGCCUGCUGCAACAUUCCCCCGGUUGUGUCCAAGGGGUACAAGCCCAAGGGCUCGUACGAGGAGAUUGGCGGCUACAAGACGUAUGUCACUGGCCCUGCCGACGCCACCAAGGCCAUUGUCGUCGUCUAUGACAUCUUCGGCUACUUUGACCAAACCGUCCAGGGAGCCGACAUCCUUGCCUUCAGCGACGACCACCAGAAGUACAAGGUGUUCAUGCCCGACUGGUUCAAGGGCAAGCCCUGCCCUAUUGAGUACUACCCUCCCGAUACUCCGGAGAAGCAAAAGGCCCUGGGCGAGUUCUUUGAGACUUUCCCUCCUCCCAAGAUCGCCGGCUAUGUCCCCGAUUACGUGGAUGCCGUCAAGGCUCACAGCCCAUCCGUCUCCAAGCUAGCCAUGCUGGGUUACUGCUGGGGCGGCAAAGUCGUUGCCCUCACCCUCAAGGCUCCCACUAACCCCUUCGCCGCCGGUGCCGCAGCCCAUCCCGCCAUGGUCGACCCAGCCGACGCCGAGGGCCUCACUGUGCCCUUUGCGCUGCUGGCAUCCAAGGAAGAGGACGAGGCGGAUGUCAAGAAGUUUGAGGAGGCGCUCAAGGUUCCCCACCACGUUGAGACUUUUGGGGACCAGAUCCACGGCUGGAUGGCUGCGCGAUCUGACCUGACUGAUGAGCACGUCAAGGCGGAGUAUGAGAGGGGAUACCAAACGCUUUUGGACUUUUUCGGCAAGCAAUUUUAA
Trichoderma gamsii is the source of this 768-nucleotide messenger RNA. RefSeq names its product carboxymethylenebutenolidase. The record is from RefSeq and is a predicted model, not a curated record. The coding region runs from base 1 to 768 and encodes 255 amino acids. Gene Ontology annotation, molecular function: hydrolase activity. NCBI's taxonomy places the organism in Eukaryota, Fungi, Ascomycota, Sordariomycetes, Hypocreales, Hypocreaceae. The transcript has 4 exons.